AUGACCCGACGCACUGUCGUGUCGUCCUUCAUCUUCAAGUUUCCGUCGGAUGGAGGGCCUCAGGUCGCAUUGUUCCGGCGCAGCGACAGAGUGAGAACUUAUCAGAACCGUCUCGCACCUGUAUCUGGCAGCGUUGAUAAGGACGACCCUUCACCAUUGCACGCAGCAUGGCGCGAGAUCAAGGAGGAAACGGGACUGACGCCGGCGGCUCUUACGCUAUUCCGCCAAGGCAAAGACUACCGUUUCUCUGACGAAAGCAUUGGUCGUGAGUGGAUCAUCCAUCCUUUCGCGUUUCGGUUGAAGUCUCCUGAAGAUGAGGGACGGAUUCAGAUCGACUGGGAGCAUACGGGAUUCCAAUGGUUUGAUCCAAGGGAGGUCCGUGACGUUGAUGAAUUCGGGGGAGUGCCAAAAUUGGCGGAAAGUCUUCGAAGGGUCUGGUUUGAGAUUGAACUAGGCGAGAGAAGUGGGAAAGUUUUGAGCGAGGGGUUGCUUGCGCUCCAAAGAGAUCAUGAGAGCGGAGCAAGGCAGUUGGCGGGAAAGGCACUCGAUGUGCUUGUUGACGUGAUAUCAGAAGGAGAUGAGUCGUUGGAGAUAUGGUGGCGGAACACGAGGCUUGCGGCGUGGCAUUUGUGGAAAAACGGAAGGGAGAGCAUGGGUGCUGCAAUUCUGAACGUGCUGACAAGGUCGCUUUCUAUUAUCGACGAUGAGGUGAAGAAGAUUGACAGGGUGUCUCAGGAAUUCCAGGAGACAGUUGCGCGGAAACUACAACAGUACGCGCUGUCAAGGGUCGAGUCCGUCGAUGGCAUCUGGAAGUCUUUCGAAGGGUUCCUCCGAGAGAACCACGAUUCAGGCGACCCGAUCCGCAUCCUCACAUUGUCGUCAAGUUCAACCAUCUUGGAAUGCCUGCACCGGGCUGUCCUUGUGUUCGACUCCGAGUUCGACAUCCGGAUCCUCGAAUCGCGGCCCCUCUUCGAGGGCGUCUCCAUGGCAUCGAGACUUGUCAGCCGCCUACGAGAAUCGGGCGCUGAGAAAGGAAAGAAGGUUAAUGUCUCGAUAUUCACCGACGCUUCGGCCGCAAUCGCGAGCGAUGGCAUAAAACUCGUACUCAUUGGCGCCGAUUUGAUUCGCAAGGAUGGUUCGACGAGCAACAAGACCGGGUCACUGCCAGCGGUCCUCUCGGCUAGAUACUGUGCCCCCAACGCCAAAGUUCUUGUCCUGGCUGAGAACGAGAAGAUUUUGCCGUAUGAACCGCCUGGCCAUGAGGAGAACGACAUUGACGAGGUAGUGGUUUCUUGGAGGCGAGAGGCCUCCUUGCAAGAAGCCGCAACAACUGUCCUGAGGUAUUCUCAAGUUGAAUUACCUGAAGAGGAGGGUCUGAAGGCGAGCGUGAAGAACGUGUACUUUGAAUGGGUUCCGACUGACCUCAUUGAUGGCUACAUGUUCGAGGAUGGGCCGAAGUAUGCAGAGGAUAUUACAGAGCUGGCAGGCCACAUUGGGCGCGAAGCAGAUGCCUUCUUCGAAGAUAUUUAG
Molecule: messenger RNA, 1530 nt
Organism: Colletotrichum karsti
Lineage: Eukaryota; Fungi; Ascomycota; Sordariomycetes; Glomerellales; Glomerellaceae
Product: translation initiation factor eif-2b subunit family protein
Exons: 2
Coding region: 1-1530 (509 amino acids)
Molecular function (GO): S-methyl-5-thioribose-1-phosphate isomerase activity
Source: RefSeq, a predicted model, not a curated record